AUGAAACACAACACAGCAGUUCUAUUCUGGUCAACCCUGGCCGUGCUUAUUUUCACAAAGUGAGUACUGGAAGUUUGAAAAAAAGAUUCCAAGUUUUAGUUUUGACAAUUUAACGGUCCACGUGGCUUUACCGUUUGUUGUGAUGAACAAAUCUUUUUUACGAUGUCUAUUAUUUGUUUUAUAACUCAUCUCUGUGAUUUCCUGAUUAUUCGCUAUUACUGUAUCUUAAACGUAUUAAAUUGUUCGUUUUCUUACUCGUUUUUCUUCACAGAGGUUUGGCGUCUCCGCUGCUAAAAGCUCUCUCGGUAAGUACAAAAUACAAUUAUGUAGCUUAGGGGAGUUUUCAAAGAGCUAAAUUUGUUUUUCAAAAAUUACGUCAGUUGGACUCUUGACAGGGGUUUUACCCAAUACACGUGGUCACGCAAAUAAACUUCUGCUCGAAGCUAAUCUUUACCUCUCAGACUCGUAGAAAAAUAUCCUUGUACUUGCCCCUAACAUCAAAAUAGACUUAAGAUAUUAUAAAUGGAAGGAAUUAGAAAUACUUCCUUUCCCAUCAGAAAAAAAACAAUUCGUGAUGCGUUCAUGGAGCCAUCCAAACGUCGCGGAGGCUAAUUUUGCAGUUUUGAUUUGUAUUGUCUGGGCAAUUCAUCAACAACAAUGAAAAAUAAACAGUUAUUAUGUAACAGUAGACAUUGCUAGCUCCAUAUCGAGCUAAUCUACGUGCUUUUUGUUUCAGAAUUCUGAGUCAGGUAUAUCAGUAGCCCGUUCUGUCUGGAUAAUGUCCAGGAAUUCAAGGAGCUUGAUAAGAGUCAGAGGAACUUCGGUGGACGGUAAUGGAGUCAAAACAGACGAAAGUGGUAAGCUUGUAUAUUGGAUCACAAACUGUAAAUAAAUCGCUUUCAUGUUUGAGUUGAAUCUAAAAAUAUCAUAUCAGGCAUUUUAUAUCAUAAACUACCCUCUCUGAGUGAGAUUAGACCACCCAAGCGGUUUUGAUAAGUGUACUUUAAGGCCCACAACACGAACUUUAUUUAACCACCACGGUUAGUCGGUCCAAUUAAACUUUGCAAUCGGAUUAUCAUUGAGAUUUAUUGUUGUAAAGAUUGCUUUGUUUUGUUUUCAAAAGUUUCAAUAUUCUUUCGUAUGACAAAAUACCGUUGUACUCGGCGUAACUUCAAAGCAAGAGGCCGAUAAAAGUUGCUCUGUGAAUGGCUUACAAAUCUAGCACUUGUUGCGGCUGCUGAGCAAAAAUUGAUACAAAAGCGCAUUCAGCCAUAAAAGAUUAUGCGUUAAAAUUCGUCUGGAACCGCUGCAUUUGGCAAGCACCUGAGCGUUGCGAAAUCAAGUGGACCUCAGGGAGACAGUUAAGCUUUCUAAUAUUGCCAUUAAAUCCGUAUUAAAGAGACAGAGCAACAAGAGCUCAAGUGGCGGUUUUUCUGACCUGCCGCAAAGAUCAAUAGGUUUUUUUUUCCCGCCAAAAGCGGCGCGUACAUCUGUCCUGUGUGAAUGAAUUUUGCCGACAAAUGUGCAAAUGAAAAGAAUGAAUUAACGGCGGCAAGUUUGGCUGAAAACUAAACCAAAGAAAAUUGAUUUAUCCAUAUAAGUCGUUAUUGUGGAAUAUGACAGCUCUCUCACUUAGUAGAGUUAUAUCCUUGUGCGGGACAAUUUUUUUCGUAUAGAGAAUAAUUUUUGUUUUCACUUUUGGAUUAUUUGGGUAGCACAUUCGAAAAUACCUCAACCUGAUCAAAUCAUUUUUUACAAAUACUGUUUAUAAACAAGAUUAUCAAUAUACAAACACAAGAAUAAUCGUCAAAAUAAAGAAAGUAUCAAAUUUUAUAACUUAAUUUUGCCCAUUCGCGAUUUUCGGUCUCUCUUUUUGUCCAGUUUCCUUAUCGCGCUGUUGAUUGAAUUAACAGCAUUAAAGGUUAUCAACUCUGAGCACUUGUGGGUGUUUUCAGCACCUUAAUGGCUGAAUAAAUGUCUGCACCUUUAAAAGACAGAUGAAAGCCUCGUUCGUGUUGUUGUUUGCAACGGUCCAACAUGUUUGGAAUCUAAAGAAUUCUUGGGCACAAACGUGGGAGGGGAAAUUUUAGAACACCCUUUCACGCACACAAUAUUUACAUCCUUUUAGGGGGAGAUCUUGAUGCCGCAGAAAGAUGUUAGCAAGGGUUCGGGAAUGUUUGAGACAUUCUUAGCUUAGCGUUGCUGGGGCGCUUUCCUCACGUCGGAGCUAAUUUGUGCCGUUUUGUUCUUUGUGUACCUACUUCCGUCGGCUCAGGAAGUUUUAGUAAUGGUAGAUUAUUUUAAAACAGAUUAAAGCUCAUCCGUGAUUCAUAUACGCCCAGAAAGAACCUCAAAUCUGCCUCGCAAAAUAUAACAACUGUUUUGUAUCAUACGAUGUGAAAAUCGUUUUUGUCGAUUCGCCACAGGUCAACCAACAUUUACUGGAUUAUAGGAUAAUUUGGUUUAAUAAACUAAGUUGAUUAUGUAUCUUUUUUAAAGGUUAAGUCAGGAUUUUGAUUUUGUUUUUUUUCCGUCUUAGCCAAGCUAGAGUUGGAAUCGAAACGUUACAACGGUUCUGUAUACGUAAGAAUACGAUCCGUGACAGAAAAUUCCUAUCUCUGUGUCAACGACGCCGGAGACCUUACAGUAGAAGUAAGUUUUCUUUCCUUUUCAUUUUCUUAUUUUUUUCACACCUUGUAACACGAAUAUCUAAAGUGCGUUUGGAUUGAGUGUCACUCCAAAACAAAAUAAUUCAUGGAUAGCUAUUAAGUUCAGGAGUUAACAUUACAGGGAAUCAACUGGAUCUGAAAAAAAAAACGAAAAUUGCGUGGAUUACGCGCUGGAAAAAAAUGAGUGACCCAGUAGCUGUUGGUUUUUGAUUUGCAUUUGAUCGGUUGAGAAUUUGACCAAUCACAGAGCGGACAAGAGAACGAGUGAGGAAAUCUGGUGAGGGCUUACUUAAAGCCCUUACAUGGAUUCUUUCCACAAAUUUUUCUCGAUUUCUGACUAAUUUUUGCUAUUCCUGUUCAUUUGUUUUCUGCAGGUGCACGGAAAUAUUUUUACCCAGUGCUUAUUCACAGAGGACACAUUCUCCGGAUACAGAACAUUUCAAUCGAUCAAAAACUCAACCUGGUAUCUUGGUUUUAAACGAAGUGGCAAAGUGAAACAACCGCACAACACGACAUUCUCCCAAAAGGCAGCACGGUUUGUGACGUAUUUUUCACUCAGUUCAAUUCCUUAA
Messenger RNA from Pocillopora meandrina, 3241 nucleotides. NCBI's taxonomy places the organism in Eukaryota, Metazoa, Cnidaria, Anthozoa, Scleractinia, Pocilloporidae. The record is from the annotation of a GenBank genome assembly.